Molecule: messenger RNA, 642 nt
Organism: Brugia malayi
Lineage: Eukaryota; Metazoa; Nematoda; Chromadorea; Rhabditida; Onchocercidae
Gene: Bma-lim-6
Exons: 5
Coding region: 1-642 (213 amino acids)
Biological process (GO): neuron differentiation; regulation of transcription by RNA polymerase II
Cellular component (GO): nucleus
Molecular function (GO): DNA-binding transcription factor activity, RNA polymerase II-specific; RNA polymerase II transcription regulatory region sequence-specific DNA binding
Source: RefSeq, a predicted model, not a curated record
AUGCGAUGUGGUUUACCAGUUCGGUCUACAGAUUAUGUCUAUCGAGUGUUUGCAAGCAUUUACCACCUUCACUGUUUUAAAUGUUUUUGUUGUGGUCAUUUGUUUAAAAAAGGUGACCACUACGUACUAGUGGAUGGACAAAUCAUUUGCAGACCUGACUACGAACAUUUGUUGUGUCAACCGCCGAUAUGUCAAUCCCACUUAUACUUCGAUCAGAAUGAUUCGAAUCGAAAGACACCGAAAAGGCCAAGAACGAUCUUAAACACUCAGCAGCGAAAAGCUUUCAAGUUAGCUUUCGAAAAGACAUCGAAACCAUGUCGAAAGGUACGUGAACAACUAGCAAAGGAAACAAAUUUAAGCGUUCGAGUUGUCCAAGUUUGGUUUCAAAAUCAACGUGCCAAAAUGAAGAAAAUUCAGCGGAAACAGGAAGUAUCAGAAGCAAACGAAACAGCUUGUUCAGAAAUUGAUAUUAAAUCCAACGAUGAACUAAAAUCUAACUGCGAUUCUGCUGACGAGUUGGAUUCUGAAAAUGAUGAUGUUGAGAUCGACGACGUAGGAAGAAGCGGUGAGGAAAGAGGAAAAGAGUCGAGUAAUCCGAUCGCGCAACUAUUCCAUAUGCAUGCUACAUACUUCCUAGCAUGA